Molecule: messenger RNA, 2793 nt
Organism: Perognathus longimembris pacificus (Pacific pocket mouse)
Lineage: Eukaryota; Metazoa; Chordata; Mammalia; Rodentia; Heteromyidae
Product: zinc finger and SCAN domain-containing protein 12-like
Source: RefSeq, a predicted model, not a curated record
AGAAGCGUGUUGCCAACGCGCGCCCGGGGAGAGUGGUUCCCGGGGUGCUUCGGGAAAGGGCGACGCGGAUGAGCCCGACUGCACCCAGCCAAGGGGCGGGAGCAGAACCGGGUUAUUUUAGCCAUCUUAAGAAUGAGGUCUCCCAUCAAUAUCUCGGCUUAAAGCCUCGGGAUCAAGGAAAAGAAUCAGACACUGAAGCAUAGAAAAGCUGAAGUGUGUCCCGCAGGACGAUUCCUGGCGAGCUGCGGAGUAGCCGGAUGGCCCCUAUGCAGUAUUUUCCCUGCUCUAGUUGGAAAAAAAAAAUGAGACUGGAUUUCCUUUGGAUUUGGUUUACUACUAAAUUCAGAUUAACUAGUUGAAUGAGGGCUUAUGGAGCCGCUGUGGAUUUGCGCAUGAUUAGCUUGCCAGAUGACUGCAUGCUUGCUCCUCAGACAGACUGGCUUGUCUUGACCUGGACUUGGCGAAGCCAAGAAGUCAUUUAGGGUCAUCAUCUUUGUCCACACACUGGGUCCACUGGGGGAGAAGCUUUACUAGGGAAAUAUUACUUAAAAUACUGAUAGAACUUUUUCAUAACUAUGAUGGGAACUUCCUGGGAUAUCCAGACCCACAAGAAUCAGGAAGAGCUUUUGGAAGUAAAGAUAGAGGAGGAAGAAGCUGAUCAACAUGCCACUGGAAACGAUCCAAACUUGCCAAAGAACAAUAUCCAUAGCAGAGAGGUCUUUAGACAGUACUUCAGGCAGUUCUGCUACCAGGAAACGUCUGGACCCCGAGAGGCUUUGGGCCGACUCAGAGAACUUUGCAAUCAGUGGCUGAGACCAGAGACCCACACCAAAGAACAGAUCCUAGAGUUACUGGUGUUGGAGCAGUUCCUGACCAUCCUGCCAGAGGAGCUCCAGGCUUGGGUACAAGAUCGCCAUCUAGAGAGUGGGGAAGAGGUGGUAACUGUAUUGGAAGAUUUAGAGAGAGAGCUUGAUGAACCAGGAGGCCAGGAAAUACCUCUAGGAACUGAACAAGAGCCCAGUAUGACUCUCCAGUCACUGAAAGCAGGGCUAAAGUGUGAACCUCCAGAACUUGAAGUCAAAGAGGAGCAAGUUUCAGAUAAGACUAGAAAUGAAUGCAGGAAUUUAACUCUAAAAGAAGUUUCUGAAGAAAUGAAAUCAAAUGGAAGUAUAUCUGGCCAAUUUGAAAAUGAUAUACGCCAGUCUGAUCAGUAUGGAGAAACUCAUAAAUCUGAAGGAGAAUCUUCUCAUUGGUCCAGGGAGGAUAAACAUGCUACCUGUGAUAAACACGGAGGAAAUAUGAUGGAGAGCUCAGAUCAUGCUGAACACCAGAGAAGCUAUUCAGGAGAAAAAUCUUAUGAGUGUGAUGACUGUGGAAAAGCUUUCAGUAAGAAUUCACAUCUCACAGAACAUAAGAGGAUCCAUACUGGAGACAGGCCCUUCAAAUGUGAGGAGUGUGGAAAAGCUUUCCGUUGGAGAACUGUGCUUAUGCGACACAGAGUAGUCCACACAGGAGAGAAACCAUACAAGUGUAAUGAGUGUGGCAGAGCCUUUGGUCAAUGGUCAGCUCUGAAUCAACACCAGAGACUUCACUCAGGAGAAAAACACUACCACUGCAGUGAAUGUGGCAAAGCCUUUUGCCAGAAAGCAGGCCUCUUUCAUCAUCUCAAGAGCCACCGAAGAAACAGACCAUAUCAGUGUCUUCAGUGUAAUAAGAGUUUUAAUCGGCAUUCCACACUCACUCAGCAUCAAGGAGUUCACACUGGCACAAAGCCCUAUGAGUGCAAAGAGUGUGGAAAGGCUUUCGUUUAUAACUCAUCGCUUCUUACGCACCAAGUGAUCCACCACAAAGAGAAGUGCCAUCAGCCCAAGGAACACAGGAAAUCCUUCCAUCAGAGUGGCCCUACUCAGCAUCCGCGGAUCUGCACUGGAGAGAAACCCUACAAGUGUGAUGUAUGUGAAAAAGCCUUUAUUCAAAGGAGAGGUCUGACAAAACAUCAGCGAAUUCACACUGGAGAGAGACCUUAUAAAUAUGAUAAAUGUGGAAAAGCCUUUACUCAAAAAUUGGUCCUCUCAGAACACAGGAUCCACACUAGAGAAGGGCCCUCCAGUUGUGAUGGGAAUGACAAUGCCUUCCAAGGAAUUACCAGCCUUAUUCAACAACCGAGAAACCUCACUGGGGAGAAGCCCUACAAAUAUGAUGAAUGUGGCAAGGCCUUCACAUAGAGGUCAGAUCUUAUUUAGUAAGCAUUAGAAACUCCAGAAUAACAUCGUCCCUAUAUAUGUAAAGAGCAUGUGGGAUCACUUAGUGAGAACUCAGCUCUUCCUCAACAUCAGAUCAUCCACAAAGGAAGAGAAUCUGUUUCUGUGUGAUAUCUACAAGGAAGCUGUUGCAAAGAAUGCAGGCUGGUGAGAAACAUAAUUUGUAAUGAUUUGGGCCAAACUGGCAGUUACUUUUGCUACCAAGGAACUUCAGCUAUUGAAUGAUAACCCAUUUCAUGCUGCCCAUUGCAUUGGUGGUAUGAAGAGUACAACAGAUUUCUUUCUUCACUGUUUAUAUCCUAGUGUGGGUUAUGUAAAAUCUGCAUACUUAAAUUAGAACACUAGACGUUUACAGCUAGUGCUCAGUAUGACAGUUGAUGGCUUUAAGUUGGAAACACUUUGGGUGUAGACUGUGGGAAGGCUAGAAUGCUAGGAAUUUCAGUCAGUCGUUUGACAGUUUCAAUUUCCAAAAUACCUUUGUAAAUUAAAUUUGUUCACCACUUUUGGGGCUGGAAAUAUGGCUUAGUGGUAA